Messenger RNA from Eremothecium sinecaudum, 1140 nucleotides. RefSeq names its product fatty acid alpha-hydroxylase (gene SCS7). Gene Ontology annotation, biological process: fatty acid metabolic process; lipid biosynthetic process. Gene Ontology annotation, molecular function: iron ion binding; fatty acid 2-hydroxylase activity. The transcript has a single exon. Bases 1 to 1140 code for a protein of 379 amino acids. NCBI's taxonomy places the organism in Eukaryota, Fungi, Ascomycota, Saccharomycetes, Saccharomycetales, Saccharomycetaceae. Gene Ontology annotation, cellular component: membrane; endoplasmic reticulum. The record is from RefSeq and is a predicted model, not a curated record.
AUGUCAGAGGAAUCCAAGACCCUGCCUUUGUAUCCAAAGGCUCUGCUUCAACAACAUAACUCUAAAAAUGACUGUUGGGUUAGUGUGAACUAUCGUAAGAUCUAUGAUGCGACAGAUUUCAUCCGUCAGAAUCCAAGUAUGAGCCAGGCCAUUUUAGAAUAUGCUGGGAAGGAUAUUGCGCAGGCUUUAAAAGAUAAAGUGUUUAAUAAGCAAACUACAGCUGCGUACGAAAUUUUGAAAGAUUCAAAUUUAGUUGGUUACUUGGCAACUGAAGAGGAAGAAAGAAAGCUUCUCACGAAUGAGAAACAUACUGUAGAAGUGAAAUUAUGUGACUCUGAUUUGACAAAGUUCGUGAAGGUGUUACCUUCAGAGGAGAAGCUUUUGGUAAGAACGGACUUCAGAAAUGAUCUUCAGAAACAUAAGUUUUUGGACUUAAACAAGCCCUUGUUGAAACAGUUGUGGAACAGUAACUUCACUAGAGAGUUCUAUAUUGAUCAGAUUCAUAGACCAAGGCAUUACGGUAGAGGUUCAGCGGUUUUAUUUGGAAACUUCUUGGAACCACUCUCGAAAACCGCAUGGUGGGUUGUCCCUAUGCUGUGGUACCCACUAGUUUUCUACUUUUUGGCUAAGGCCGCGAAAAACCUUUCUGCUCCACUUGUUAUUGCCCUAUUCAUAUUUGGUAUAUUUGUAUGGACCUUGGUUGAAUACAGUUUGCAUAGAUUUUUAUUCCAUGUGGAUAACCAUUUACCAGAAUCAACUGUAGUAUUUACGCUGCAUUUCCUUUUGCAUGGUUUCCACCACUACUUACCAAUGGACAAGUAUAGAUUGGUUUUACCUCCAGCGUUGUUCAUUGUAUUGUGCACUCCGAUCUACAAGCUAGUUUUCCUCAUGUUCCCAUAUUAUUGGGCGUGUGCAGGGUUUGCAGGCGGUGUGUUUGGCUACAUAGGAUACGAUAUGACUCACUACUUUUUACAUCAUCAUAAGCUACCACCAUUCAUGAGAAAGUUAAAGAAAUAUCACUUAGAGCAUCAUUAUAAAAACUACGAGUUGGGAUACGGUGUUACAUCGUGGUUUUGGGAUAAAGUUUUCGGUACAUACUUAGGCUCGGAUGCCCCGGUUGCUAAAAUGAAGUAUCAAUAA